Messenger RNA from Neodiprion fabricii, 3169 nucleotides. RefSeq names its product integrator complex subunit 7 (gene INTS7). Gene Ontology annotation, cellular component: integrator complex. The record is from RefSeq and is a predicted model, not a curated record. The coding region runs from base 76 to 2952 and encodes 958 amino acids. Gene Ontology annotation, biological process: snRNA 3'-end processing. NCBI's taxonomy places the organism in Eukaryota, Metazoa, Arthropoda, Insecta, Hymenoptera, Diprionidae. The transcript is spliced from 13 exons.
UAUUUGGAUAGUGCCGGAAAAGAGCAAACGUUUUUAAUUUCUAUAAAACUGAAAUAAAAUACAUCAUUUUGUAAGAUGAUCGGCAUGAGGAUGAACGCAUUCAACGAUACAGGUUUAGGAGAGCCGGAGCAAGAUGCAAAUUCAGCUCUAAUCGAGCUGGAUAAAGGUCUUCGGUCGAACAAGAUAGGGGAGCAGUGCGAAGCUAUCGUACGAUUUCCCCGCCUAUUCGAAAAAUAUCCUUUUCCAAUCCUGAUAAACUCUUCGCUGCUCAAGUUGGCUGACGUCUUUCGGAUAGGCAGCAACUUUCUGCGCGUCUGGGUAUUGAGGGUUUGCCAACAAAGCGAAAAACACUUGGACAAAAUUCUUAAUGUUGAUGAAUUUGUCAGACGAAUUUUUAGCGUUAUUCAUUCCAACGAUCCAGUUGCAAGAGCGCUUACUCUGCGUACCUUAGGCAGUGUUGCCGGGAUCAUACCAGAAAGACAACAGGUGCAUCACAGUAUAAGAAGAUCGCUCGAUUCUCACGACUCCGUCGAAGUUGAAGCUGCAAUUUAUGCUGCCCAGAUGUUUGCCGCCCAAUCGAAGCUCUUUGCAGUUUCAAUGUGCAGUAAGAUAUCGGACAUGAUUAGAGGACAAGCUACUCCUGCUACAAUGAAGUUACAGUUGAUACCAAUUUUGCAAUACAUGCAUCACGAUACGUCAACCGCUUCGAUGGUAAAUGACUUGUGCAUGGAAUUACUGGGAAGUUACCCAGCGGUGGAAUUUGUAAGGGUAACAUUAAGCGCCUUGACCACGCUGGCGUCUGCCACUUUAGUAGACGUCCCAGAACAAGUUGCGUUGCUAUUACGCUACUUACACGACGACCCAAGAACAUUCAUUAAACGCCAUGCUCUCGAUCUUCUGCACUCUUUGGCUAGGAGAGGUGCGCAUCUCUGGCCACAGGGAGCACUCACAAGUCUGAUCGAUAGCACAACAACACUGUUACAAGAUGGAACUGUUAACUCUGGUCUUCUAAUUAGAACUUUGGAUGUAAUAGAGGUACUUAGUCAAAGUGCGGUAACCUGUGACGCUAAUAUGGAGAAAGAUAGCCCGCUACUCUGUCUGUGUGUCAAUGCAUGUUACUCACCUGAUCUUCUUGUUGCUGUUAAAGCAGUUACAAUCCUGGCUAGAGUAGCUUGCUACUGUUACGAAGAAGGUUUGCCGGCGUAUGGAGAUGCUGACGUGGUGUCUUGCCUUGAGUCGCUGAUCGUUUUGUUGGCGUUGGACGAGGGUCAUCUGCGCCAGUUAAAAGUAUGCCUGCGAUCAACGGUGAAGCUGUGUGAGGCUAAUCCGAAACAUUGCCCCAUAUUCGUUGACGCCAUUGGAUCAACUCUGAUAAAUGCUAACACUGAAGGAGGGCAAGACAAGGGUCAAACUGUGGCACUGUGCGAAGCAUUGGGGGCUAUAGGCAGUUUGAGUGAAAAUGCGUUGCUUCCGCUCCUUCCUGACAUUCUGUUAAAGCUUGAACAAACUUCUCACGUUCACACAAAGGUGAUGCUGUGCACUCUACUGUUCCAAACUGUGGCAGGUGGUUACGAGUGGAACGCAGAGUGUUUGAAAGCGAUCGAGAAAGUCGUUGUUAGCAUUGACGGAUGGGCAAAAUACCGCAUCGCUCGUGGAGCUGCGAGGUACGGCCACCAUAGUGUGUCUACAAAAAUAUUUCAAAGCCUUAAGGAAACCGUCGCUUCUGAACAGUUACACUUUUGGCUGUCCGGUCUUUACUUGGUCACCAGCGCAGAGAGUCAUCUGUUGGACGACCCAAAAGAGAGCGACGGAGUCAAGAAAAAACUGGGCACAGUUGAAAGAUUAAAUGGAGCAAUUGCCCGGUAUGCUAGCGCAUGUGCAUCCCUUAAAGCAGCCAGCACACCAUUACGGAGUCUACAAUUCGCUAGCGAGUAUUCAAAAUUGCGAUGUGAAUUUCUUCAGUGUAUGGUGCAGCUUCUACAUUCCUGCAGGUCUCUGUGUACUGCUCCACCACCAGCAAUUGCAGCCACAGUUGUUUUAGCCACUAGAGAUGACUUGCAACGUUUUGGACGUGUUACUCAACAGCUGAGAAAGUCUGCAAAAGAGUUGAGGAAUUGCGCAGAGAAUUACCAAAAGCUUUAUCAAUCUGCUUUUGACGCUGAUCCAGGAUCAUUAGCAAACAUCAGAGCUUUGCAAGAAAUGUGUCGUUUGAUGGCAAAUAGCGUAGAACGAGUCUGUGGGGGUGUCGGAGCAGCGAUGUGUCAGCCUAACGAAACCGAAUUUAAUUUUGGUGAAUCCGUUGAGAUGAGACAACUGGCACGCUGUUGCACAGAAGUGUACAGAUUGGCGCCGAGCUGUGGUAGAGAAGGCGACGGAGAAGGAGGGGCGAUUAGUCACGUAAGAGUCGGGUGUUUAAUAGCGCAGGUGACGCUGCUGGCUGGGGGUAAAGUCAGGCUUCCAUUGCCCCGUUACUUUUUCCAAGCACUGCAGGCCACCAGCGUGAAGCUCUCCGUUUCUCCACAACCUCGUGUUCUUGGUGAGCCCGUUUCUCUACCUCAAGGGAGCCAGCUUGCCCUCAAAGUUGAGGGUGUACUGAGACACGGCAGACGUGCAUCUCUGUUUCGGUCCGUCGCUGCAGUCUGCAUUUCCAUAUCCACUGCCCCUCCAUCAAAAAUCAACAUAGAUCAAAAGGAUACGAAUAUGAACGAACUGCAGCAAACAGUGAUACCUCACCGUGACUUCUUCGCCUGUGAGUUUCUACUCUCUUUAGGAAGUCCUGGGGCGGCAGCUGCUGUUUGUGGAGGUAGCACAAGCGGAAGCGGUGGCGGACAAUAUCAAGUGACUGCCAGUGCGAGUAUUCUUGAUAAAGCUGGGAAUGUGUGGAAGUGUGGACCUCGUUCGACUCUUCAAGUUCGAGUGCACGAGGAACCUACGAAACGGAAAUUACCUUGAUCUGUGCAAAAUACUUGAGAUAAAUUAGAGCAGAAGAUGACAGAUACUGCGCUGGAAUAGAUUCCAAAAGUAAGUAUUCAUUGUGUCUCCUCCGGGAAGAGAACUUGCAUUCAAUGUGUUGCAAGCAGGCUAGAAAAUGAGGGAGAAGAAUGUGUGGAGCUAGGUAUUGAAAUAAUUAUGAAACGAUAGACGCUCGUGACUUCAAAACAAAUUUAGU